Messenger RNA from Drosophila kikkawai, 387 nucleotides. Its product is annotated as drosomycin-like. Gene Ontology annotation, biological process: defense response. The record is from RefSeq and is a predicted model, not a curated record. Lineage: Eukaryota; Metazoa; Arthropoda; Insecta; Diptera; Drosophilidae.
UUGAAUACUUUGGACACUAGAAGUCACAAGCUAUCUGUUCUGAAAAGCAGCCGUUCUCUUCGGAAUAUCUAAACUGUCAACAAGAUGCACAUCAAGUUUCUGUUUGCCUUCGUCGCCGUCCUGAUGCUGGUCGUCCUGGGAGCCAACGAAGCCGAGGCCGAUUGCCUGUCUGGCAGAUAUCGUGGUCCCUGCGCCGUCUGGGACAAUGAGACCUGCCGACGCGUUUGCAAGGAGGAAGGAAGAGGCCGGGUCAGUGGUCACUGCAGCGCCCGGCUUCAGUGCUGGUGCGAAGGAUGCUGAGCUACCUUCCAGUUAUUUGUAUAAUCAUAGUUGUAUCAACAACAAAAUAUUUUAUUGAAGAGAUUACCAAUAAACGAAUUAAUGGAA